This is a messenger RNA of Mercurialis annua (annual mercury), 837 nucleotides long. RefSeq lists its product as uncharacterized. The record is from RefSeq and is a predicted model, not a curated record. The coding region runs from base 1 to 837 and encodes 278 amino acids. Lineage: Eukaryota; Viridiplantae; Streptophyta; Magnoliopsida; Malpighiales; Euphorbiaceae. The transcript has 2 exons.
AUGAGGAAGAAUUUAUGGAAAAAGUUGAUUGACAUCUCCAAAGAUAUCCAGGGAGAUUUUGAUGCUGUUUUAAAUAACAACGAUAGAUGUGGUGGUAAUGAAUUAGACGAGGAGCAUGCUAUUGAGCUCCAAAAUUGUGUAUCUGCUGCAGGGCUCUUUGAGUUGAGAAGUAUAGGUUGCUUCUACACUUGGAACAACAACCAAUUGGGAGAUAACAGAAUAUGGAGAAGACUGGACAGAGUCUUUUCAAAUGGCAACACUAGUGAAAACCAUAAUGUCUAUUUUGAGGCUUUACCAAAUGGCAUUUCAGAUCACAGUCCCAUAAUUACUACUAUCCAGGAUAACCAAUACAGGGGUAAAAAAAAGGAUAUUAUUGAAGAAGAGUGGAGUAAAGAUUAUAAUGGCUACUGGAUGUUCAAAAUUGUCCAGAAGCUUAAGUCUAUCAGUUACAGACUGAAUCAGUUGAAUAAACAGCAUUACUCAAAGAUAUCCCAGAAAGUUAACAGAUAUAAAGUCAUUCUUGAUCAGCUCCAAAUUGACAUUCAAAAAGACUUGGGUAACAGCUUUCUUAUUGAUGAAGAGAGAGCUAUGGCUAUUCAGUUAAAGAAUAUGCUUAGAUGUGAGGAAAGUUUUUACAAACAGAAAUCAAGAAUUCAAUGGCUUAAUCUAGGCGACUCCAACACCAAGUACUUUCACAACUCUAUCAAGCAAAGAAGAGCUAUGAAUAGUAUUCCUUUAAUCAAGUUGGAUGAUGGCAGGAUUAUCAAUUCUCAGAAAGAUAUCCUGGAGGAAAUGACACGGUUCUACACGAAUCUUGUAUGGAAAAACAUUUUGUAG